Molecule: messenger RNA, 3458 nt
Organism: Cyprinus carpio (common carp)
Lineage: Eukaryota; Metazoa; Chordata; Actinopteri; Cypriniformes; Cyprinidae
Product: zinc finger and BTB domain-containing protein 44-like
Biological process (GO): positive regulation of gene expression; regulation of transcription by RNA polymerase II
Molecular function (GO): protein binding; RNA polymerase II cis-regulatory region sequence-specific DNA binding; DNA-binding transcription factor activity, RNA polymerase II-specific
Source: RefSeq, a predicted model, not a curated record
UCAGUAAAAAUGAAAGGUCAGUCGCACUAGCCCCGUGAAAAGCAUUCUGGGAUACACUAUGUAAACAUCAGCAACAAACCUGUCAGAUGAGAGAUACACAAUGCAAAUUUGAACAGACUUCUUUUCUCGGAUUUUGCCUUUUAAUACAAACGGGGGAACUCGACUUCGUGAUUUAUCGGGAUGUGACUAUGCUGUCAAGAAGCGACGGUACUUCUGUGCAAGUGUCAGAAUGCUAGCAGCCAGUUAGCUCGCUGCUGGAUCACAUUCAUGCGCUUAUAGUUGUCUUACAUUUCAACGGAUUCGUCCAUUCUUUGUUACCGGCAGUCCAGACUCCUCGUCCUGCUGUGAAGGAUGGGUGUUAAAACCUUCACUCACAACUCCCCCAGUCACAGCCAGGAGCUUUUGGAUAAGCUCAACACCCUACGCAGUGAGGGCCACUUCUGUGACGUCACUAUUCGCGUGCAGGGCCAGAUGUUCUCGGCCCACAAGGUAGUGCUAGCCUGCUGUAGUGACUUCCUUCGAGCAAAGCUGUCUGGAAAGCCGGCUGAAGAAGACACUGUAAUUGUAGGUGAAGAUAACAAACAUGUGCUGGAUCUCCAACACGUGACGGUCGCGGGUUUCGCUCCUCUUCUGGAAUAUGCUUACACGUCCACCCUGUCCAUUAAUACGGAGAAUAUCAUUGAUGUACUUGCAGCAGCUAGCUAUAUGCAGAUGUUUGCAGUGGCCAACACUUGCUCUGAGUUCAUGAAAUCCAGUAUCCUGUGGAACUCGGCAUCCUCAGGAGCAGGAGGUCCUGGAAGCACCCAGCCUCCAGUUUUACACAGGCCCCAAGAGACCCCUGAAGGCCAUGCGAGCUGCACCCUUGCCCCUGUAGAUGCCCUCUCGCCAUCUCCGGUCUCAUCUGAGUGCAGUGUACCGGAGCGGCCCAUCCCUGUGUGUCGCGAGUCUAGACGCAAGCGCAAAGGCUUUGCGAGCCCGCAACCAGCAUCCUCAACCUCUCCACAAGUCCCCAACCCCUCUCCAUCCUCUUCCUCCUUCCCAGAGAGUUCAGCGCAGGCUCUGGAACCAUCUCUGACCUUCUCCUGGACAUACCCUUUUGGUAUGGACCGGCGGUUUGCACCAGAUAAGUCAAAACUACCCGAAGGUCUCCUGGAACCUUCUGGAGUGUCGGGGCAGGACUCUAGUGGACGGGCAUUGGUGGAGUAUCUGGCCUGUGAGGGCCCACGCGGCCUGGGCAUGACAGGGGUGGAGGAGGAAGAAGAAGAGGAUGUGCAGGUGAAGGUGGAGAGGCUGAGUGAUGAAGAAGUGCAUGAAGAAGUUUCUCAACCAGUCAGUGCUCCACACAGUUCUCUGAGUGACCAGCAGACAGUUCCUGGCAAUGAACACACCCAAGAGGAUCUACUCAUCAGCCCUCAGUCCUCAUCCAUUGGCUCCCUGGAUGAGGGGGUGACAGAGGGUCUCCAAUCCCUGCAGGGCACUCCGAACACUACUGGUCACAUGGAGGAGGAUGAGAGACUGGAGAAUGUCCAGUACCCAUACCACCUGUACAUUAGCCCUUCCACUCGCCCAGGACUCAACAGUCCUGAACGGCCCUUCCAGUGCCCUACAUGUGGCGUCCGCUUCACUCGAAUACAGAAUCUCAAGCAGCACAUGCUCAUCCACUCUGGUAUUAAGCCAUUCCAGUGUGACCGCUGCGGGAAAAAGUUUACGCGGGCUUACUCCCUGAAGAUGCACCGGCUGAAGCACGAAGGUAAACGCUGUUUCCGGUGCCAGAUCUGUAGCGCCACUUUCACUUCCUUCGGUGAAUAUAAGCAUCACAUGAGGGUGUCUCGCCACAUCAUCCGCAAGCCUCGGAUUUACGAGUGCAAAACGUGCGGCGCCAUGUUUACCAACUCCGGCAAUUUAAUCGUACACCUGAGGAGUCUCAACCAUGAGGCAUCAGAACUAGCAAACUACUUCCAGACCAGUGAGUUCCUCCUCCCAGACUACCUGAGUCACAUGCAAGAGGAAGAGGGGCUGGGACACUUUGAGAUGAGUGAGCAGACCUUUGAAGCUUCUUCCUCCUCUUCCUCAGUCCAAACACCAGUUAUCUCUCAAGUUUCCUCUACCAUGAACUAUGACAACCACACUUCUGCACCUCCUUCCCAAACCCCAAACCCCAGGUCAGGGCAUGGAGGAGAGGCCUCACAAGUGGACCAUCCGAAGUCCACUGCUGCUGUGACCUCUCUGCAAGACCCAGAGGAAGAUGAGGGAGAGAAGGACAGAGGUGGAAGAAAGAAGAAGAAAAGACUAGUGUCAAUUACAAUUGAGUGAAAACAUUCCUUACCUGUGAACAUGUAAAAUAACAGUCAAUGUCCUGUUCCACACUCAAUACUUCUGUUGUUGACGGCCUAUUAUACUCUCAGAAAAAAAGGUACAAAAGCUGCCAUUGGGGCGGUACCUUUGAUAAAGGUACACCUUUGUACUUUAUUUACCUGUAAAGAGUGCAUAUUAUUAUCUUAAAAGUAUUAGUACCUAAAAUGUAUAUAUUAGUACUACAGAUGUACUGAUCAAUGGGCCAGGGACCAGAAUGAGCAGAUUUUCCGCAUGAUCAGCCCGGACCAGUGACCGGCUGGUCAGUCUCACAUCGUGCCAAUUCUGAGUCAGUCCAUUUUGACGUCAAAGCUAUGCUCGUGCAACUCAAAUCCGCAUGUAAACAUGGACGUUCUUCACUGUGAGUGAAGAAGAAACAAAAUUUGCAAUUUGUUAUCCGUGUAAGACCAGAGAAAAUGUAAGCACAUGUGAAAUAUAAAGUUAUAAAAUAUGCUUUAUAAAUAAAUAUGCUUUUAAAUAUGUUUAAUGUAGGUCUCCUCGGCCCUGUCCCACUGCAACUAGCCCCAUACGGGGCUCUGGAGUUAUAGCCGGUAAAUGGUGGAUCUUUGGGGAGCGAUAGCUCCCGACCGAUUUGUCUGACUGGACAAGAAGCCUGAUUAAAACGUCAAUAACAAAAAUAACUAGGGAACUUGGCCAUCAAAAAUGUUUGCGCGAUAAUGAUUGUGAUUUUAUUGCAUUCAGUGUAAAUGGAGAGUGAUAAUGUAUUGAUGUCUUUACAGAUGAGGCUUGCACAGCCUGUCUGAAUGAGAGAGAGAGAGAGAGACUCGUGCAGAAAUCAAAACAAAUGAGUGCAACAGCACACACAAAGUAACUAACAGAACGUUAAAGAAGCAUACUGCUGUAGAAGAUAAUCAGCUUAACACGACCAAGAUGUUUCCCGAAUUAUCACAAUGUGACACGGAUUUUAUACCAUAGAAGUUCAAUAAACAAGAAGUUAAAAUUAAGUGACUUUUUAGUCACAAUAUUGACUGUUUUUGCUCAAUUUCGCUGACGAAAAUAGUUCUAAUCAAAGUCACAGCAGAGCUGUUGUGUGUUUCCAAGCAACACAUACGUAUUUUGUUACUGAAUAAAUCCAUUUUUGAAUG